GAGGGGACCAUGGAAGAAAAGCUCCAGGCGCAUCAGGUGGAGAUCGACCCGGAUUUCGAGCCGCAGAGCCGGCCCCGGUCCUGCACUUGGCCUCUCCCCCACCCCGACUUCGCGGCGGAGGAGGAGGAUGGGGGGGGCACGGCGGGAGGACCCCCGGCGCUGGCGGCCGCCGGCGGGGAGGGAGCCGAGAACGCGGCGGCCCCGGCGGAGCGCAGAGCAGCGGCCGCCGCCUCCCUGCCGCCCCCCGGCGCGGACGUCGGGCAGCUCCGCAAGGCCAAGACCUCCCGGAGGAACGCCUGGGGCAACCUGUCCUACGCCGAUCUCAUCACCAAAGCCAUCGAGAGCUCGCCCGAGAAGCGCCUCACGCUCUCGCAGAUCUAUGACUGGAUGGUGCGAUAUGUUCCCUACUUUAAGGAUAAAGGCGACAGCAACAGUUCGGCCGGCUGGAAGAACUCCAUCCGGCACAACCUGUCGCUGCACACCCGCUUCAUCCGGGUGCAGAACGAGGGCACGGGCAAGAGCUCCUGGUGGAUGCUGAACCCCGAGGGCGGCAAGACCGGCAAGACGCCGCGGCGCCGGGCGGUCUCCAUGGACAACAACAGCAAGUUCCUGCGCAUCAAGGGCAAGGCCAGCAAGAAGAAGCAGCUGCAGGCGGCGCAGGAGCGGGGGGAGGACAGCCCCGCGCCCCAGCAGGCCAAGUGGUCCGGGAGCCCCGCGUCCCACGGCGGCGACGAGUACGACGCCUGGGCGGACUUCAGGACCAGGGCCACCUCCGCGGCCGGCGCCCUGGGCGGCCGCCUCUCGCCCAUCAUGGCCAACCACGAGCCCGACGAGCUGGAGGAGGACGACGGCACCCCCUCCUCCCCGCUGAUGUACCCCAGCCCCUCCAGCACCAUGUCCCCUUCCCUCAGCGCCCGCUGCUCCGUGGAGCUGCCCCGGCUGACCGACCUGACCGGCACCAUCAGCCUGAACGAGAGCCUGGGCGAGAGCCUGCUGGAGGACCUGCAGGACGGCUACGCCAUCAGCCCCUCGCAGCAGCUGCCGCCGGCCGCCCUGCGCCAGAGGAGCUCCAGCUUCAGCUUCAACGCCAAGUGCUCCAGCAUGGGGCCCGCGGGCAGCACCUACUGCGGGACGAUCUACAGCCAGCCGGCGCUCGGCCUGAUGCGCCGCCUGCCCAUGCAGACCAUCCAGGAGAACAAGCAAGCCAGCUUCUCCCCGGCCGGCCCCUACCGGAACGCCUCCUCGCUGCAGGACCUGCUCUCCUCCAUCUCCUACUCGCACAAGGAGAGCAUGGUGCCGGGGGAGCUGCCCCUGCCGCCGGCCAGCCCCACGGUGCCGGCCCGCGGCCACAGACCCAGCCCGCUGCUGUGCGGGGGCGGGGAGCAGGCUGUGGCCCCCUACCCGUCCCACUCGGGCUCUCUGAUGAAGGGCAGCGCUUUGUACCACCCGUCCCCGGCCGCCCACCACAACCACCACCACCCCCAUCCCCACCACCCCCACCACCACCCCCCUGCGGUCCACACCAGUGCCUUAGCCAACGCUGUCAGCCUUAUGAGCCUGCCCGGUGAGACGUGCAGCAUGCCGGCCGCGCCGCACCACGGGCACCUGCCCUCCUACGCCGGUGCCCAGGGGGCACACAUGAGCCUGCUGGAGUCGCUGCAGGGCCCCUACCCGGGGGCCGGCCACCCCCCCGCCUUGGGCCCGGACAGGUUCCCGGCAGACCUGGACCUGGACAUGUUCAACGGGAGCCUGGAGUGCGACGUGGAGUCCAUCAUCCUGAACGACUUCAUGGACAGCGACGAGAUGGACUUCAACUUCGACUCGGCCCUGCCGCCGCAGAACGGGCUGGGCGUGCCCGCCCUGCCCGCCGCCCCCCAGCCCACGAACCAGAGCUGGGUGCCCGGCUGACGCCCGCCCCAGGGAGAGGGGGGGGUCUCGCCGCCGAGGAGCCACCGGGGGGAACAUUGAGACUAACCGUUGUUUUUUUCUUUCCUUUCUCUUCUGCCUUUGUUUGUUACGCCGGGCGAGAGCCGCGGGGCUGAGCUUGAGGUCAAGCAGGGAACGCAAACCCUAGGGUCAAACCUGGAGUCAGGGUCGGGACCCCCACCCCCAGCCCCCACCUGGGCCCCGUCUGCGGGCCCUCCUGCGAGCAUCCUCCAGAGGACACAGGGCAGGCGGGCAGGAGAGGCGGGUCUGGGGGCAGCAGGAAGGGAUGGACCUUUCCAGCCGGUCCCCGUGCCCCGCUGUGAUGGUGCCAGUUUGGUCUGUCCUUUGGGCUGGGUGAUGAGGUGGUGCUGGUUGGUGCUGUGGGAGCCCCCUGCGUGUGCACCCCUCUCUGAAAGGGGUUCCUCCCCCGAGCCAGCUUGGGAAAUGAGUCCUCUGAGCAGAAGUGUCAGGAGAGGGGACCCUGCCCCAGGGCCGGGAGGGGCUUGCACCCCUAGAUCCUGGUGGUGCUCUGAGCUCUGCCAAGCCCACGUGCCCAGGCCACCUCCACUGGGGGUCUCUUGCGUGGCUCCAGGCAGGUUUUCUUACCAGGCAGUGAGAAGGGUUGGUGCUGGAGGGAAGGGUGCCCUGGGGACUGCUGAUGGGUGCUGGGGGUGCCACGGUCACACCUGCCUGUGGGCACACUGUGGCUCCCUGCCCGGAGCGGCUGUGGGCAUGGGGUGGUCCUGCCGGGAGUGAUGUGCUGCUGGCCUGGGUCCUCCCUGCUGGAGGCUCAGGGGGAGCUCACGGGGUGGGGGAGGGGGUUUUGUGCACUCUGCUGGCAUUGAGUUUUUGCGUUGGAAGGAAGAGCUGAGCUCGAGGAGAG
This is a messenger RNA of Dryobates pubescens (Downy woodpecker), 2809 nucleotides long. RefSeq names its product forkhead box O6 (gene FOXO6). Lineage: Eukaryota; Metazoa; Chordata; Aves; Piciformes; Picidae. Bases 10 to 1908 code for a protein of 632 amino acids. The record is from RefSeq and is a predicted model, not a curated record. The transcript is spliced from 2 exons. Gene Ontology annotation, biological process: regulation of transcription by RNA polymerase II. Gene Ontology annotation, cellular component: nucleus. Gene Ontology annotation, molecular function: RNA polymerase II cis-regulatory region sequence-specific DNA binding; DNA-binding transcription factor activity, RNA polymerase II-specific.